Molecule: messenger RNA, 982 nt
Organism: Scheffersomyces coipomensis
Lineage: Eukaryota; Fungi; Ascomycota; Pichiomycetes; Serinales; Debaryomycetaceae
Gene: OCA6
Product: protein-tyrosine-phosphatase
Exons: 1
Coding region: 384-965 (193 amino acids)
Molecular function (GO): phosphatase activity
Source: RefSeq, a predicted model, not a curated record
UUUCUGGUUUAUAAGAUAGUAAUGGAUACCCGUUGAUGCUGAACCAUAUCAAAAAUGUGAAGACUGUUCCCUUGAGCUUGUACUUAGGAUUUUGUUGGUUGUGUGUUACGUGGUUAGUUUUGGUGCAACAAUUGGCAAUUAUUGGGCAUUUUUAAGCUUCUUUGAAUAGAAUUCUAUUUAUAAGUAUAUCAUAAUCUAAAGGAAUUGUAAAGUUAGUUACGGCAUUCUACACUUUGUUAUAUGUAAUUCUUAGUUAUAAUUAAAUAGAAAAAAUGGAGUAUCGCGAAAUUUAACCACACUCGAAAUUCACCCUAAAAUUGACCAUCAUAAAUUGAUACAGAACAUAAUCAUCAUCAUACAAAAUAUACAUUAUCAAAUAUAUCAUGGAGAUACCAGACCCAUUGACACCACCAUUACGAUACAAUGUGGUUCAAAACAACUUAUAUAGAGGAGCAUACCCUCGAGAGAUCAAUUUCAAAUUCAUAAAAUCCCUCCAGAUUAAAACCUUACUUUCAUUAACUCCUGAUCCAGUCACACCUGAAACCGAUGCCAAGUUAUAUGAAUUCGCUAUGAAGAAUAACAUCAGAUUGGUACAUGUUGAAUGUAGUCAGUCAGGUAAGGGAAAGAAAAGAGGUGUGCCGAUGGGGUAUACCACGGUAAUUGAAGCAUUGAACUAUAUUAUCCACAAUGAACAUGCUCCUAUCUAUAUACAUUGUUUAAAUGGUGGUCAAGUCACAAGUUUGGUAGUAGCGUGUUUAAGACGAUUACAAUUCUGGUCUUCUAUAUCGAUUUUCAAUGAGUUUAUUAAUUUCACUACUAGUAUAACGGUUAAUGAUAGAAAUUUUGUUGAAGGUUUCAAAGGUCAAAUAAAUAUAAAUGCAGGUGAUAAAGUUGAUUGGUUGUGGGUAGGUAUGAGUAAAGGGGUGAUUGAAAAUCAUCCAAAACUAAAAUUUACAGAAAUAUAACAUUAGUUAUGACGUAU